Elaeis guineensis (African oil palm) is the source of this 3834-nucleotide messenger RNA. RefSeq names its product UBP1-associated protein 2B. Gene Ontology annotation, molecular function: RNA binding. The record is from RefSeq and is a predicted model, not a curated record. NCBI's taxonomy places the organism in Eukaryota, Viridiplantae, Streptophyta, Magnoliopsida, Arecales, Arecaceae.
UAGAGCAACUUCUUCUUCCGGUAUCGGUAUCGGUAUCGAAACCCUAGCCGAUUAAAUUCUCUCCGCACGCCACUGAUUUUCUUCAUCUACUCUUGCCUCUCUCCCCUUUGCCAUGGCCAAAAAGCGAAAGCUCGAGAACAAGGCCGAGCCCGCCAAGGACCCCGCCCCCGCAUCCACCACCCAAGAACCCAAAGAUGAAGAACCAUUCAACCAAGAGGAACCCAUCAGCCAAGAAGAACCCAUCGAAGAAGAGGAAGAAGAAACCAUCAACCAAGAAUCCCCCGUCGACGAUGACCAGACGCCCCAGAUCCCGGAAUCCUCCUCCCUCAACCCUAACCCUCCAUCCUCCACUGCCGCCGGUAACGGCGUCGCCGGCUACGAGGGCGAGGAGGAUAACGACCCGGCCUCCAUCCAGAAGCUCCUCGAACCCUUCCCGAAGGACCAGCUCAUUGAGAUCCUCCGCGACGCUGCGGUGAAACACCCGGACGUUCUGGAGGAGGUCCACCGGAUCGCGGACAUCGAUCCGGCCCACCGCAAGAUCUUCGUCCACGGUCUCGGGUGGGACACCAAGGCCGAGACCCUCAUCGCCGCCUUCCGCCAGUACGGCGAGAUCGAGGACUGCAACGCCGUCAUCGACAAGGCCACCGGCAAGUCCAAGGGCUAUGGAUUCAUCCUCUUCAAGCACCGGAGCGGGGCCUGGCGCGCCCUGAAGCAGCCUCAGAAGAAGAUUGGCAACCGGAUGACCGCCUGCCAGCUGGCCUCAACGGGCCCUGUGCCACCCCCGGCCCCGCCAGUGUCGGAGUACACGCAGCGCAAGAUCUUUGUCAGCAAUGUUGGCGCCGAGCUCGAUCCCCAGAGGCUGCUGCAGUUCUUUGCGAAGUUCGGGGAGAUCGAGGAGGGGCCCUUAGGGUUAGAUAAGGUGACCGGGAAGCCGAAGGGAUUCUGCCUCUUUGUCUACAAGACGAUUGAGAGCGCGAAGAAGGCAUUAGAGGAACCCCAUAAAAACUUCGAAGGCCAUAUCUUGCACUGCCAGAAGGCAAUCGAUGGGCCAAAACCAAACAAGCCGGGGUUCCACCUCCAGGGCUCCAGUGGCUUGCAUCAUGGUGCCGGCGCUGUUGGAUCGCAUGGAUCCCACUUUACGAGGAGUGAUAACACUGGGUUUAUGGGUGGGGUGGGGAGUCAAGUGCCUGGAGUAGGGGUUUCUGGGCAUAUGGUAGCCCCUUCAGCCGCUGGAUUGGGAUUCAACCAGACAGCUCAACCGGCAGCUGCGGCCGCUGCAGCGGCAGCAGCAGGGUUGAACCCAGCAUUAGGGCAGGCUCUGACUGCAAUUCUUGCCAGCCAGGGGGCGGGGCUGGGAUUGACAAACCUUUUAGGCACUCUGGGUUCUGCUGGAGUCGGGGCACAAGCAGUGAACCAGGUGGUUCCCAGCCCAAUCGUGAACAGUGGGGGGCAUGGGAUGCAAGGCACUUAUGGGAAUCAGGUGGCCACUGUUGUGGGGAACGUGAACCCUGGAGUUAUGGGAGGAUAUGGGGCGCAGGCAGGCAUGCAGGGUGGGUAUGGGAAUGCACAGAUGGGGCAGGGAGGAGCUGGACGGAACCAGCAGGGUCUUGGGCACAUGGGCGGUGUAACACCUUACAAGGGUCAUUAGGUAAGGCUCAGAUCCUUUCUAGCUGCAUUUGUCUAUUAAGUUCUGGGCAGAUGAUUCUCCUGGAGUUCCUGCUUCUGCGCCCACACACAAAUGCAAUGUUUUUCCAUUCUAUAGCUACUCUUUAAUUUAAAACUUGAGUUUUCAGCCGUAGCAUUGGAACUUUAUUUCUUCUUCAAUCCUUCAAAAUAUGUAGUAUUCUGAGAAGCUAUUUUAGUUUCUUAAAAGCCUUUUAAAUGGCUUGUGGAUCUAUUGUAAAAGAGCUUUAUAGAUUUAAAGCAUGUUGGCUAUAAACUGUUGACCUAAUGUUUUGCAAAUUUAGUUAUACUAUUAUGUUAUCUCAACUUUUCCAGGAAAUAAGUUUAUUCUGCAUUAAUCAUUGCACAUAACUAAAUUUUUAAUAUUGCUAUGUUUCAUUUCUGUGUCAACAAGUUUCUGCUCGAAAUCUUGAAGGAAAUAAGCUUCAAAUUUCAUUUGAUGUUUACUUUUGGUUACAAAUAUCAUGAUUUAAGUAUUCAUGACUGUUUUUGGGUGUAAAAAAUGUAUGUGAUUCAGCUUUGCAGAUGCUCACUCUUGUUUUUGCAUGGUGUGGUUUUCUAUUAUUUGGUAUUAAGAGCUUCCCCUUUAGAUACUUUCGACCUAACCUCUUAGUUCACAAUUUAUUACGAUCCAUCACUGAUGUCUGGUGUCAAGUUGGGGCUUCUGAUGCUUUUAUUAGUUAACCAUGACCAUCAAUUCUUUCUGUGGUCUGUUAGAAUGAGCUCUAGCUAGUUUAAUCACUCAAAAACCCCAAGUUUUUGAUUGUGUUGCUAGAUUUAAGAAUUUAAGAGAAUGUUCUACGUGAGAUGGUGUCAAACAUUCUUCAGUCUCAAGUAUUUAACCUAGAGUGUCUAUUUUGUAUUUUAUUGCUGUUUAAUCCUUCAAACGUGGUCUCCAAAGCAAAAUCUGCCACCAUUCUGAGCAUUGUGUUUUUGUGUAUCAAGAUUUUCAACACUUUCAUCCUGAAGGAAUUACUGUUUGGAUGUUGUUCUGCAUGAAAUUGACUCUCUUGGAAUUUUUCUUGUGCGCUAUAAAGCAUUGAGGAGCACUUCUAUGGUGCACAUGGUCUUAUGGUUGGUAUUUCGCAAAGCUGUGAAGGCACAUAAUAUCCUGGUUCAGUCUAAGGUAUGUAAUUGGGUUUCACAUUUGGUUUCCUUUUGGGACCAUCUCUAUUCUUUUGCAAUCUUGUAGUUAAUGUUAAUAUUAGCUUUUAUAGAACAUUCGGCUGUGAAAAUUCGGAAGUCAGAUUUUCACAUGGGAUUACACUGAUAGUAUUAGGGAUAGUUGGAUUAGUUUUCUCAAUAAUUUCAGAAAGUGGUUUGACUGCAAUAUUAUUUUUCAACUAAGAAAAUGUUUCUGUUUUAAGAUCUGGGAUUUGGGCCUUUGCAAUAGAGGGAUUCUUUAGCUGUCCUGACUGACAGUUCCCAUUUUUUUAAGGAUGUGUCAGGGUUAUUUGUUUGAUUAUGAAAGUCUGAUAUAUGAGAGAUGUCAUUUUUGUGAUUCAACCAUUUUAUGAACGAAAUGGAUGGAUUUUUGUGGGAUAUCAUAGAUGGGGGCUCUUCAAAGUCGGUAUUAGUUUUGCAAAUCCUCUUCAAAAUUUUCUUGAGGCUUUAAAUUUCUUGAGAAACAUUGAUUUUUGGAAAUCAGAUGCCAGGUUGCACAUAGGUCGUGCUGCCUGUUUGGGUUUGUUUCGGUGAGAGUUAUUAUUGUUAGUCAUUGACCUUUUUCAUAGACAUUUCAAAAGGUUUCAUUAUAAAUGUUUUGCUAUCUUGGUGCCUUUUUUAGCAGUAAGAAAGAUUCAUGAAUUUUAAUCCCUGGAAAAAGACUGCCUAGUCUUUUGGUAUGCCCUGGAAGUUUUGCAAAUCCUGCUUAGAAUCUGGAAUUACUUUUGAGGUGUUUCCAUCUUCCUCAUUUUGUGGUACAUGAAGUACUUGUACUGUGGAUGGUUAUGAAGCUUUCUUGUUGCUGGCACUCAAUGGCAUCAGGAGUUGACAUUUAACGACAGCAGAGUUGGUGUAAAUGAUUGACUCGGUAAUAUAUGAUGACAACUGGGUUUAGCUAGUGAUGUAAUAUUCAAGGAAAAUUUAUUUAAGUAAAAUUUGCACCGUUACUGUUGUUUUUGGGACUGUUAAUUGUAAUUGCGUUUAUGG